Molecule: messenger RNA, 3033 nt
Organism: Ophidiomyces ophidiicola
Lineage: Eukaryota; Fungi; Ascomycota; Eurotiomycetes; Onygenales; Onygenaceae
Exons: 8
Coding region: 1-3033 (1010 amino acids)
Biological process (GO): post-transcriptional regulation of gene expression
Cellular component (GO): cytoplasm
Molecular function (GO): mRNA binding
Source: RefSeq, a predicted model, not a curated record
AUGGCGUAUAGCAACAACAACGGCAUCAACGAAUGCCUGGACGAGCUGGGUAUCGCUUCGCCGCGCUCCUCGCUCUCGGAAUCACCCUUCUCCAGCUUCCCGUCCCCUCCUGCGGGCCGCACCAGCUUUCACUCACCCCCCGGGAACGACAUCCGUUCCACCAUCCAGCGUCGUUUUACCACCGAUUCCACCAAGUUCCCGUCAUGGGCGGGAAUCGGCGCCCAGCCGCCUGCGCUGUCGGAGUCGCUGGACAUCUUGUCAUCUUUUGAAAAGAAACGACAGCAUAUCGAGUACAUGAGAGAGCAGAAAAAACGAUUCGAAGCAGACCUCCAGCUCCUCAAUCUCCAACAGGAGAAGGAAGAGCAAGAAAUGGACCAGAUCGCCCGAGACCUGGCCCGUGCCGGUCUCAAUGGCCCCGUCAGCGAACCGACUACCCCUCCUGAAUACAACGAAUCUGGCUUCCCCACUGCUCUCUCUCGCCCCGCUCGCUUCUCCAUCUCGAACGGCCAGUCCACCCCUGGACGGUUUGGCAACAUCUUUUCUCCCCAGCUCACCUCCCCAACUUCCACCAAGGCGACCUCGCCAUUUGGGCUGAACAAUGGCGAAUCUAUCUCAUCUGCUUUGAACUCCCGUCGUAACUCAGAGCACGAGCCUGCUUCAAAUGGAUUUGGACACUAUCGCCCGCGUCACCUGAGCCGAUAUUCGCUGUCAACCACCACUUUCCAGCCUUCCGCCCACGCUUCUACAGCAAAUAAUAGUGGAUUCGGCAACCAUAUCGGAUUUGGUGGACUUUUUGCGAGCAAGAAUUCAGUCGAGGAAGAUACUAGAGCCAAGGAAGACGAGCGGAUGUCAACGCCCGAUGUGAAAAGCUACUUGCGCAUGACUGAUCCUGAUGAUAAAUUUCCUACCCUAACCAGGCGUGAUGGUGAUCCUAAUGUGCUUUCUGCCAAUUCUGCAGCCUUGGAUUUAGCGAAUUCUCGUACUCCUGUUCCUGAGACAUACCGCCCAAACUUCCGUCACCAUGCAGCACAUCAGAGCUUGCCUCAAAAUGCGUUUGGCUGGCUUCACAAGGAUAAUGCAAACGAUAAAUCUCAGGUCCAUCCUGCACCUGCUUUGCCAAAUGGACCCUAUCAUACUCGUCAUAUGAGCCGCUUGUCGCUAGAAAACAAUUACUCGAACUAUCCCCCACCGGUCGCAAAGAAUUCCCCCCCGAAUAGCCGCCCGGUCUCUCUUCAAAUGUCCUAUUCGGCUAGCGAUGUGCCUACAAUGAGAAACGGUGGAUUUCCGACAAACAUCACGCCACCAGGAUCUAGCACUGAUCAUGUUAUCAACGGCGGUAUGAUCCAGCCUCACCCACACCAACUUAACGAUACCCCUCCCACGCCCCAGUCCGAUCAUAGCGAUCAUAUUCCGAGCGUUCAGUCCUUACAGUCUGGCUUUCAAGCCAACAACCCGCCUUUUUCGUCAGUUGGAAAGCCCCCGGCCACAAUGUCCGCCAAUGUUAGUGGUUCCGUCACCCCCGCAAAAGCCACAUUCCCACCGCACCAUCUUUAUGGAUACGGUAUGCAGCAUCAGUGGGUCACCAGCCCGGUUCAGCCGAACGGAACCCAUGGUAUGCCUGCCGCGGUCCACGCCCCAUUCGCGCAACCUUAUGCCGCAUAUUCGCGAUAUCUCGAAGGGCCUGCAAGAGUCAAUCAAGUCCGUCGUAAUGGAGAAAACGAUGCUACUGCAUUUUCUCGCUUUGCUAAUGUUCCUCUUGAACAAUACCGUGGUGAACUUUAUGGGCUUUGCAAGGACCAGCAUGGCUGUCGGUACCUUCAGCGUAAAUUGGAAGAGCGGAUUCCGGAAAAUGUGCAGUUGAUUUUCUUGGAGACCCAUCUGCAUGUUGUUGAAUUGAUGACGGAUCCUUUCGGUAAUUAUCUUUGCCAAAAGCUCUUGGAAUUUUCCAAUGAUGAACAGAGAACUGCUCUUAUCAACAACGCUGCCCCACAGCUAGUUUCUAUUGCUUUGAAUCAACAUGGAACCCGGGCUCUCCAGAAAAUGAUCGAAUUCAUUUCUACUCCUGAACAGACCCAAACUGUGAUAAAUGCCUUGCGCGACAAAGUUGUGGAUCUUGUCCAGGACUUGAAUGGCAACCAUGUGAUCCAAAAAUGUUUGAACCGACUGUCAGCUGCUGAUGCUCAGUUUAUUUAUGACGCCGUUGGCACAAGCUGCAUUGCAGUUGGCACACACCGCCAUGGCUGUUGUGUUCUCCAGCGCUGCAUCGACCACGCUUCAGGAGAGCAGCGUGCACAGUUAAUUGCCCAGAUUACUUCAAACUCAUACACCCUGGUGCAGGAUCCUUUUGGAAAUUAUGUUGUUCAAUACAUAUUGGAUCUUGCCGAACCCUGCUUCACCGAACCUCUCUGCCAGACCUUUGCAGGAAAGGUCUCGAUGCUCUCAAAGCAAAAGUUCAGCUCUAAUGUUAUUGAAAAGUGCCUUCGCACCGCCGAAUUUCAAAGCCGACGCCUUCUCAUCCAGGAAAUGCUGCCUGCAAACGAGCUUGAAAGAAUGCUCCGCGACUCGUUUGCCAACUAUGUCGUUCAGACGGCUAUGGACUAUGCAGACCCUGAGACUCGUCUCGCUCUUAUCGAAGCUAUUCGGCCGAUCCUUCCUGCUAUUCGCCAAACUCCCCACGGCCGCCGUAUUGCCGGCAAGAUCAUGAGCAUUGAUUCCCAGAGCCGCGCCAAUGGCUCUAUCAGUGGCCAGUUAACUCCUAACGACGAAAACAACCUCUACCACCAGGCCAACCCUUUCUCUGCCCCAACCCUCUCUCAAUUUGGGCCCCAGUUCAACACUAACGCUCCCGAAAGCCUAAGUGCCAGUUCCUCCAUGUCCCUUAUGACUACUGGCGACUCUUCGAUUGCAAGUCCAGGAUCCACUGCCCCGACUUCAGAUGCCGGCACUACGAUUUAUUGCCCCGUUCCGCAGCCACGCGCCAAUCUUCUCAACAAUGGGAUCAACGGCGGUGCCCAGGAAUUCAGUCUCUAUUAG